AUGUCAAGGAAGUACUACGAAAAGUUGCUCGGCGAAAUACAAAACCAGUCCAAGCCUGUGGAGUCGAAAUAUGGCUCCUACAUUAUGCAGAAAUUUGGAUGGGCCAAGGGAAAGGGCCUCGGGAAACUCGAAAAUGGGGACGUGAGCAUCAUGAAAAUUAGGAAGUACGGAGAGCACGGCCUAGGAUAUGAAGAACGCCAAAAGAAAGAAGACGAAAAGGGAGGCAUGUGGUGGGAAGACAUGUACAAUAAUUGCGCCAAGAAAAUAAAUCAAACCGGAAGUAAAGCCUCCCUCCCCACCACCGAAGAAAAACCGGAAAGGAAAAAAAAUGAAAAUAUAAAAUAUUCCAUUUUUGUUAAAAAGAGCGAUACUUCAUUAAAUUCAGCAAGUGAUAAAUGUAUGUCAUCCAACUGGGACGACCAGGCUUCUACCCAUGAGAACAAUUCUGAGAAGAAGAAUGCCAAUGUAGAGGGGCAGGGGGAGAAGAUGAAGGGAGGGCGUACAGAUGGUCCAAAGGGCAGUGAAGCAGGCAGUCAGAUAAAAUCCAGUGGGGCUAACCUCAACUGGAAAAUAAAAACCGGUAAUGCAUUAAUCAAUAAGGUGAAUAUAAUCAGUAAGGUAACGAACAGGUCGAAAAAGAAGAAGAAGAAAUGGAAAGGGCGAAAUGUGUGGGGGAAGUGCAGUGCCAAGUGGAAAGCCCACGGGAAUCGAACCUCCGUACAGAGUCAUCCUUCCUCGUUUGAAAAAGGAAACAUUCAAAAGGGGAAAAUUUUGAAUCCAGGGUGA
This is a messenger RNA of Plasmodium inui San Antonio 1, 786 nucleotides long. RefSeq lists its product as hypothetical. NCBI's taxonomy places the organism in Eukaryota, Apicomplexa, Aconoidasida, Haemosporida, Plasmodiidae. The record is from RefSeq and is a predicted model, not a curated record. Bases 1 to 786 code for a protein of 261 amino acids. Gene Ontology annotation, biological process: regulation of ribosome biogenesis. Gene Ontology annotation, cellular component: nucleolus. Gene Ontology annotation, molecular function: nucleic acid binding. The transcript is spliced from 4 exons.